This is a messenger RNA of Salvelinus sp. IW2-2015, 1162 nucleotides long. The record is from RefSeq and is a predicted model, not a curated record. Lineage: Eukaryota; Metazoa; Chordata; Actinopteri; Salmoniformes; Salmonidae.
UUAAUGGAAAUUGACGUUUGAGAGAGGAAGUGUUGUUCUAGUGUUCGAUCAACGGGAGUUGCGAAGAGUGUUUCCCUUCAGUCAACAUACCACAUCCAGAUUAAUACCAUGGUCACAGAAGGGGAGCCUACAGAUUUGGUGAAAGUGCUGCACCUGCUGGUGCUGUCCUUUGCAUGGGGAAUGCAGUUGUGGGUCUCCUUUAUAGCAGGUGUUGCACUGGUGAAGCAGGUAACACGGCACACCUUUGGGCUGGUGCAAAGCAAGCUGUUCCCUGUCUAUUUCUAUUGCCUACUGGSCAGUAACUUUGUCAGCCUUGCUGUGUAUGCAGUCUACCACCCCAGAGAGRUGCUGGAUUGGCACGAAAGCCUGCAGAUGGCUCUGUACUUUGUGGCAGUCAUCAUGGCAGGUCUAAACGCACAGUGGUUUGGCCCGUCUGCCACAGAGGUCAUGUUCAAGCUGCGGGAAGUGGAGCAGGAGCAUGGUCUGGGGAACCAAAUAGGGAUAGGGAGCCAGAGGGAAGCCUACGCCAAACUCAGGGASCAGGACCCCAAGUACAAGGCCUARAAGAGCACCUUUGGCCACUAUCAUGGCCUGUCCAACCUAUGCAACCUGAUUGGGUUUAUCUGCACAACCACCAACAUAGUGUACACAGCUCUCAAUUUACACACCAUUUAGAGAUUGUGUAUAUGUAGCGUUUGGUGACAGGUUUUCACAUUGUCUUUCAAUGAGGGGAUGUAUGUAUCAAGUGUCUCAGAGUAGGAAUGCUGAUGUAGGAUUUUUUUACUUUAAAUCACAAUAAAUAAGAUUCCAUAGGUUUCUGAUCUGAACAAUCAGAUCAGCUCUGGAAUAAAAAUCUGAAAAGAUCUGAUGUGAUUGGUCAAGACCAAUUAGUGGGAAAAAAAUAUCAGAAUUGGCUACUUGUGUAAACACAGCUUUAGGCAUAUUACAUAUGGGRCUGAUCUUAGUUCAGCACUCCUAAUGAGACGCUUGAUGCAUUCGGCUCCCGAACAUAACGCUUAACCAUAUUUUUAAAAUGUGCCUUUUUAAUCUAAUUGUUUCACCUGUCAAUAGAAAACAUAGCACACAAUGUCAAAAGAUUUCAACGUAUUUUUGGUCUUUCCCUUGUCAAACCGGGAAAGGAUGAAUGUAAUAAAAUAAAAUA